AUGUUCCACGCUCAUUAUUUGUAUUUGCUAAUAUUCUACUUUGUCUACAUCAAGAGAAAAAGACAAACUGAUGAAUUCAUUGCCAGACAAAAACUGUUCGAUGAAGUCUGUCUAGAAAUGUUGGAAGAGGAGCAACGGGAGGCGGAAUUGGCUCACACUAGAGAAAUGCUAAAUGCUUAUGAACAGUAUUAUGACGAUCUUUCCUCAUAUUCCGAUGAAUGGAUCAGCUGUGAAUAUCCAUAUCUAGAUGGAAAACAACCAGUAGUGUCGAAAAAGUCGAAGCUUUGUGGAAAUCUUGCUUGUGAUGAAGUUCUGUUCAAAUCACGGGUUACGCGUGUUAUGGGAAUUAAUAAUGAUCCAAAUUUUCUCAAGCUUUCUGACAAAGCGAUUGUGGAUGUCUAUGCAGUUAAAUUCAGUGAUAGGAUUGAUAUAAUGGAAGGAAAGCUUGAAGAUGGAACUCGUGGUUUGUUCUAUGCGAACGCAAUCGACAAACAUCCAUACGUCGAAUUUCUUCGCAAUGCAAUCCAAACGAAAAAAGAAAUGACUUUAGUGAGCCAGGAUCGAAAUGAUAUCGGUGAUAAGCGGCUCGUUGGGAUAGUUCAUUCAGAAACUGAUCUUGUACGCGAUUAUAAUGCAAGAGCAAGAGAAGCAGCUCUCGAAGCUGGUCUUCCUGAGCCAGAGCCUCUUCCGGUCCCGUAUCAGACCGGAGGACACGGGCAUUCGCAUGGCCAUGGACAUAGUCAUGGAGGGCAUGGUCACAGUCACGAUGGGCACGGUCAUAGCCACAGCGAAACAGCUCAAAAGCCACCAAAGGUUGCUGAACAACCAAAAAUUGAAUCAACACCAAAAGUGGAAGAAGUUACCCCUGUUCCACAAGUAGCAACACCAACUGCAUCGGCUCCUGAAGUGACUACAACUCCUGCACCACUUUCUGAUACAACUAUCAAUCCGGCUAUGUUAGACGAAGAAAUUGAGAAAAUGAUCAAGAUGGAAGAGGAAAUGUUGAAAAAACAAAAACUCGCUGAACAAGCUACAGAGCCAAUAAAGAAAGAACCAGUGAUUCAUGACAACGACGUCACAUUGCCACCACUCGAGUUGAAGGCAUAUCAAAUUCCUACGGUUGAAGUAACACCGGCUCCAACUCCCAGUCAAGAAGCUGUUCCGCAAGUUACUCCAGCGCCGACCAUUCAAGAAACUGUUUCUGAAGUGACACCAACUCCUAUUAUCGAGGAAAUAUCGGUGACUCCAGCACCUGUUCAGAUUCCGGAGAUUACUACGACUCCAGCACCUGUUCAGAUUCCGGAGAUUACUACGACUCCAGCUCCUGCCGAAGUAGUGACACCGCCAACCGUCGAAGUACCCGAAGUGGUUCCAUCUACUGCGCCGGUUCCUGAUUCAGUGACUCCAGCUCCACAAACCAUUGAACCCCUAGUUACUUCAUCUCCACAAGCUUCUGAACCGCCGAUAAAUCCACCGACUCUCGAUGCUAUUGUUCAACCAGUAACUACUUCCACUGUACCACCACCACCUCCAACUCCAGCUGCGGCUGAGCCUCAACUAACAAUUUCGGAGCCUGUUGAAGAAACGGGUACGUGCUACAAAGACGAGUGUCAUGGAUUGCAGAAAAAUGAACCGAACAAAGAUGACAUCGACGAGGAAUUCAAGAAGUGGGAAGCUGAAAGGAAAGGAAAAUCGUAUGAAGAUUCUUACGGCGACCGAUUUAAAGAUUUGAAGAACUUGUCGGAUGAGCCACCAAGAGUUCUCCCAGUUUCUUCUGGACUUAUCGAUUUCAUUCGGAACACGUUCGGGCUUGGAAAUGUUAGUGAUGCGAGUGUCGUUUUCUACGUAAAUCUCACGUUCGUCGCUGCUUCGUUGAUAUUGUUCAUCGUGAUUAAUACACUUUCGCCUUCUGAACAACCGGAAAAAUUGGACAGAAUGGCUUAUUUCAAUUUGUCCACUAAAUACAAACAACUGGAAAUGCAACUCAACGCCAAGAAUGCAGAAAUUGCCAAAAUUCAAAGUAUGGGAGUUCAAUCCAGCUCAAAUGAUCAAGAAAUAUUUAUGCUGAAACAACAACUUCAGAAGCUUCAUAAUGAACUGCAAGCAGCGCAAAACCAACGUGCGCAAUCGGAGCUUCAAUUGAACCAGUUCCGUGAUUUGAGCAACGAAAAUCAACAAGAAAUUGCACGAUUAAACGCUGUUAUUGCGGAGUUUGAAACGAAAUUAGCACAGGCUUCUCACGGUGGUCAUGAGACGGCGAGAGAAUUAGAUAUGAUUAAAGUGCAGUUGAACGAAGCACACCAGCUUGUUCUUGCUAGACAAGAGGAAUUGAAUGAGCUCAAGAAAGAAAAGGACGACUAUCAAUCGCAGUUAGAGAAGAGUUUGUCUGAAAUUAGAGAUUAUAAACAAGAAAUUGAUGGAUUGAAAUCGAAGGCAGCCGAGUUGGAGAUUGCUUUGAAGCAAUCGAACAUUGAGAAUGCAGGACUCGCCGAAGUUAUUCAACAAUACGAGAAGAACCAGAAUGAAGCCGGAUCUGCCGCUGAAUCUGGAGGUUCUGGAUGGUCGGACUUUGGUGAAAGCGACGAUUUUGAUACUGAGAAAAAAGUCGAAAAGCGAGAAGAAAAAACCCCGGAAGCCUCGCAAACCGGAUCCACCGAUUUGGCUGAUAUCCGAGCUCGCUAUCAGAAGUUUGGUGAGGAUUCUAGUGAACUAACGUCGUUGAAGGAAAAGCUGGCUGAGGUUGAGAAAGAGCUGAAAAAAUACAAGAAUUUGUAUGAGAAUGAAGAGAGGACCAAGACCGACUCGGACUGGAAGGUGAAGAAGUUGGAAUCGGAAGUAGUUGAGGCGAGAAAGAAGGUCGAAGAGCUUGAAAACGAAAAGAAGGAAGCAUCGGAAAGAAUGAACGAAAUGCUCAAGCUGCUCAAUACGACGAUGAGCAAGACAGAAGCCGCCGAUAAGACAAUCGCAACACUUCGCGAGGAAGGAUUCAAUAAAGAUAAGCAACUGUUUGAGGCGGAAGCGUCCAUUCGCAAGAAGGACGACAAGAUUCGCGAGAUAGAAACGGAGCUUAAGCGACUUCAGCGAGAGUACACGAAACUGGAAACGAAGAGCUUCCACGAUGUCAUGCAACUUAAAAAGAAGCUCGACGACUAUCAAACCUCGCAAAUAUUGUCAAAUACGUCAAUGCCGCUUUCACGAGAUUCGUUCGGAGCUCCAGACGGAGUUUCUUCUGAAUUGAGACGAGUUGGAAUGUCCUCGCCGUUGGAUAAUCCAAUAUGGGAUGAACCAGAUUUUAAUCCAAUAAUGGGCCAGGAUGAUUAUUUCUCAUCUGGAAGUGCUUCAUUGUCAUUGAAAAAACGAAGUAGUCGUCGCAGCGAUCGACUGAUUGGUGGUGAGAACUCUCCAUCGGAUCGCGAGGAGAAAACGAAGAAGAAGGAAUCGGUGACCCAUCGACGACGUUCGCGAAGUCAAGGACGUUCAAUGUACUCGUCUGGAUUUGCUCCUAGUCAUCAGAUGCCGGGAUCUUCUGAUUCAAGCUUCAUGUCCCAUGGCGCAGGAUUCCCACCAAUUAGUGGAAGACACAGUAAAAGUGGGCACUUGCACUACUCGUCAGGCGGUUCAAAUGGUGGACGAAGUCCACCACCAGAGAUGCCUUUGCUUAGCGCAGUACCACCGCCAGGAGUACGAAAAGCGCCAGGCAAACGACUAGAUCACGGAAUGCAUGGAAAGUAG
Messenger RNA from Caenorhabditis bovis, 3732 nucleotides. The record is from the annotation of a GenBank genome assembly. NCBI's taxonomy places the organism in Eukaryota, Metazoa, Nematoda, Chromadorea, Rhabditida, Rhabditidae.